Molecule: messenger RNA, 1419 nt
Organism: Gastrolobium bilobum
Lineage: Eukaryota; Viridiplantae; Streptophyta; Magnoliopsida; Fabales; Fabaceae
Product: NAC domain-containing protein 87-like
Exons: 3
Coding region: 1-1167 (388 amino acids)
Biological process (GO): regulation of DNA-templated transcription
Molecular function (GO): DNA binding
Source: RefSeq, a predicted model, not a curated record
AUGGAAGAACCGGUUGUUGUGAACAAAGGAGAAGAACCUCUGAAUUUGCCUCCAGGUUUCAGGUUUCACCCUACGGAUGAAGAGAUCAUAACUUGUUAUCUGAUAGAAAAAGUGAUGAAUAGCAGUUUCAGUGCAAUUGCUAUUGGUGAAGCUGAUUUGAACAAGUGUGAGCCUUGGGACUUACCAAAGAAAGCCAAGAUGGGGGAGAAAGAUUGGUACUUCUUUUGUCUUAGAGAUAGGAAGUAUCCAACAGGCAUGAGAACCAAUAGAGCAACAGAAUCAGGGUACUGGAAGGCCACUGGAAAAGAUAAGGAGAUUUUUAAAGGGAAAGGUAACUUGGUGGGGAUGAAGAAGACCCUUGUGUUCUAUAGAGGGAGAGCUCCAAAGGGGGAAAAAUCUAAUUGGGUUAUGCAUGAAUUCAGAUUGGAAGGCAAAUUUGCAAGUCACAACCUCCCUAAGACUGCAAAGGAUGAAUGGGUUGUCUCCAAGAUAUUUCACAAGAACACAGAUGUUAAAAAAACCCCAAUUCCUGGGCUUUGGAGGAUGAACUCAUUUGGGGAUGAUCUUGUGGAUUUUUCUUCACUCCCACCUCUUGUGGAUCCUCCUUACAACCACACCACCAAUAAGCCUUCAAGUUACAUUGACAAUGACUUCAAAUGCACUAGCCAACCAUCAUCAUCAACUAAAUCAACACCAUCUUACAACUACUACAACAUUCCCAGCUUUUUCACCACCACCAACAACAACAUAAACCAGAUGCUGAUCAAGCCAGAAGAUCACAGAAACUAUGAGACCAACCAAGGGAAUUUCAGUGAUCCAAUGGGAAGCACCCUUUCUCAGCAUAACAUGCUCUCAGAUUAUUAUAUACACCAAGGCAAGAACAUUUCCAUGCCUAGUGUUGCAGCUGGUUCAGGUUUUUGGAGCAACAAUGAUCAUGUUAUUUCUGGAGCAUUGAACAAACAGUGCAAGAUGGAGCAAUUCUCUACCAACCAAUCUGUGGUGAGUGUCUCGCAGGACACAUGCAUGAGCAAUGACAGAAACACUGACACAUCCUCAGUGGUUUCGAAGCUAGACAUGGGAAGGAAUAGAACAUUGUAUGAAGAUCUUGAGGGUCCUUCUUCAGUUGCUCCCCUCUCUGAUUUGGAAUGCCUUUGGGAUGACUAUUGAAGAAUAAGAGAUAUACAUGAUGAAGAGACAAAGAAAGUUUGGUUUUUAAUAAUAUUUUAGGAUCAUUUAUAUGUAUUGAUUACAUCACAUAUAUAUCUUCUGAUUUUAGAAACUCAUAUAAAUAUUAUUAGACAUUGAAGUUCUUGGAUACACAUAUGCUGUAUAGAUUUAUGAUUAUCCAGGCCCUUUUUAAGUUAGGUUUUCAUUCGUAGAUCAUAUACCAAGGAGAAGGAAUUGAUUGUACUCAUGUAC